AUGAGCCCAUCAGACGACGAAGAGCCCUUCGGUGAGACUGUCACUAUGGUGGACGAGGAUCUCCCCCCCUCUGCGUCUACUAAGCAGCCCAAGAAGAGCAAGGAUAAGGGCAAAAAGAAAGCAGUUGAGCCGAAGACUACGAGUGCGCCCAGCACCCCGCAACCGGCUGUUACUACUGCGAGCGGGAACCCCCAAAGUCUUGCGGAAAUUGAAGCAGCAUGGCAAAGCGAACUUGAACAAUAUAACGCUGGCACCUUGGACUUGGCUUACGGUAGCGACGACAGCGUCUCUUCUGCUGAGGACGAGCAGGAGCCGAUGGCCCCCACUCCGCCCAAUGUGCCCCCGCCUGGUGUCAGCGCGCCCGCCAUCCCUCCGCCCGCCCCGACUACUCGCGAGGCGGAACGCAUGGUUAUAGAUGUCAGCGACAGCCCGCCGACCGCCGCCUCUGUCCCGCUGCCCAAACGUAAGCAUGCGUCACCAUCUCCCGCGAAGCCGCCCGCCAAACGGCCCAACACCACUGGCGAUCACGUCCCCUCAGACGUUGUUCCCCGCGAGCCUCCGAGCUCCUCCGAUGCGGCCGCCGUCGUCAACACUGGCGAGGGUACCACUCCCAACCCAGCUUUGCGCCGCUGGCAAAUCAACGUCGACCGCCUCCUUCUAGCCAUGUCGGCGGACGAGGUGGAAGAGUUUCUCUUUUCGACGGAGGCCCUUUUCCGCGACCAAGGCACUCAGGGGUUGGAGGUGGUUAGCAAUGCCGUGAGGUCGCGGGCGGCUGCGAUGUCGGAUCAUGAGAGGCAUGUUUUUAUCUUGCAAUCCCCUCCUGGCCGAGGCCUUCUCAAAGUUCAAUUCCACUUCUGA
This is a messenger RNA of Coniophora puteana RWD-64-598 SS2, 858 nucleotides long. RefSeq lists its product as uncharacterized. The record is from RefSeq and is a predicted model, not a curated record. The transcript is spliced from 4 exons. The coding region runs from base 1 to 858 and encodes 285 amino acids. Lineage: Eukaryota; Fungi; Basidiomycota; Agaricomycetes; Boletales; Coniophoraceae.